Molecule: messenger RNA, 6096 nt
Organism: Pristis pectinata (smalltooth sawfish)
Lineage: Eukaryota; Metazoa; Chordata; Chondrichthyes; Rhinopristiformes; Pristidae
Gene: minpp1b
Product: multiple inositol-polyphosphate phosphatase 1b
Exons: 6
Coding region: 358-1710 (450 amino acids)
Molecular function (GO): acid phosphatase activity; inositol phosphate phosphatase activity
Source: RefSeq, a predicted model, not a curated record
AACAUUGUGGGCCGAAGGGUCAGUACUGUAAUGUUCUGUGUAUCUCACUGUAACUUGGUGUCUCUGUACGUCCCAGUGUAACCCAGGGGCCUCUUCCCACUUUGACUUGGUACCUCUGCAGAUCCCAGUCCCAUCCACUCCACUGGCGUUACCACAAUGUAGGUUUGCCCCUGUGUAACGACCUCUAACCCGCAGCCACCGUGAGUUCCGGCCGAUCUGUUUCAGUCUCUGCCGCCAGAAGCUCGUCGUUUCGUGGUGUGGCGAGGCCGGGAGCCGGAGUCCGGUGGACCGGAGCGGGAGGCCGGGCGCCGCAAGGCAGAAGCGGAGGCCGGGCUCCGGCGGACUGACGCGGGAAGCAUGCCGACUGGGGUCUCCGGCCGGGGCCUGCGGCUGACCGGGCCAGCCGGCCGCUGCUCGCUGUUGAUCCUGUGGGCUUGUUUGCGGCUGUAUGCCGCCUCCGCCGGCCGUUCGCCCUGGGCUGAGCAUUACGGCACCAAGUCGAGGUACCGGGCUGCGGGCGAGGGCUCCUGGCUGCCCCCGGCCCGCUGCACCCAGCUGCACCUGAACGGCCUGAUCCGGCACGGCACCCGCUACCCCACCAGGAAGAACGUGCCCCGCAUGCUGGAGAUACACCGGCUGGUGAGGGAGCGGGCGGACGCCGACCGCGGCCUGGUGCAGGCCCUGGCCGGCUGGCGCAUGUGGUACCACGAACGGAUGGACGGCAACCUCCACCACCUGGGGGUCUCCGAGAUGGCCAGGCUGGCCGAGCGGCUGGCCGACCGCUUCCCCCACCUCUUGGCCCCGCGGAGCUACCAGGAGAAGAGGGUCAAGUUUCUGACCAGCUCCAAGCACCGGUGUGUCAACAGCACCAGGUCGUUCAUCCAAGGGCUGGAGAGCCACCUGGGCCUGCGGGACCCGGCGGCCGGGCAGUGGGAGGUCGACGACGGGCUGCUGCGCUUCUUUGAAUCCUGCCAGAAGUUCGUCAGGCUGGUGGAAAACAACGGCUCGGCCUUGCACCAGGUGGAAAUAUUCAAACAGGGCCCUGAGAUGGAGAGAGUCAUCCACAAAAUGGCACAGAAGCUUGGCGUAUUACCGGGGGCCAUCAGCAUUAAUAUGGUGGAAGCGACAUUUUAUCUGUGCACUUAUGAGUUCAUCCUUAAAGGCAUAGUUUCUCCCUGGUGUGACCUUUUCGAUAAAGAAGAUGUGGAGGUAUUGGAAUACUUGGGUGACCUGAAGCAGUACUGGAAGAGAAGCUACGGAUAUAAAAUUAAUGGUCUCUCCAGCUAUAAACUAUUCCAGAAUAUAUUUCAAUAUAUGGACCAGACCAUCGAAGAGAAUGAGAGGAAUGAACCAAUAUCUCAUACAGCUGUCUUGCGAUUUGGGCAUGCAGAGACCCUCCUGCCAGUUUUGACUCUCAUGGGGUAUUUUAAGGACGAUCACCCCUUACUAGCAAAUAAUUUUGAAGAGCAAAAGAAUCGCAAAUUUAGAAGUGGACAAAUUUCACCCUUUGCCGCAAACCUUAUUCUUGUACUGUACCAGUGCAAUGAAACACAGAGCCUGGGGGAAAAGUACAAACUCCAGCUGUUUCUGAAUGAAAAGCCACUACCAUUUCCUCAGAGUGGAAACCUUGUCGCUGACUAUGAUGAAGUGAAGAACCACUAUCAACAUCUUAUUGAUGCACUGCAGUUUAGCAAUAUGACCUGUUCUUAGCUGCAGGAGCAAAUGAAUGUGAAAUGAUCUGUGAUGACAGCAAUUGCUUCAAUUUUGUUUUCUUUAUCUUUCUCAUUUUAUUGUUUAUAGUUUAUUAUUAAAGUUUUCAUCAAAUUGAAUUUCUGCAUCUUUACAUUAUGCUCAGCCCCAUGGAUCUGUAAUCCUGUACCAUGUUAUCAUAUUGCACAGAAGGUAGCCAUUCAACCUAUCACGUCUGUGCCUAUUCUUUGCAUCAUGUAUCCAAUUAAUCCUAUGCCCUGCCCUUCACUGCAUUGUCCCAGAUUUACUCUUCUCAUGCACUUAUUUGAUUCCGUUUAGAAAAUUGUUAAGUCCGCUUUCAUCGCACUUUCAGCCAUUUUGGAUCAUAACAAUUAGCAAUGUGAACAAAUAUCUCCCAAUUUCCCAUUUCUAUUGGCAUAAUAGGAAAAUGUUUGGUGUCCAAUUUCCCCAGAAGUAGAAUGAUGAGGUCAUACUUUAGGCUUUAAUUGUAGCUGCAAUUGCUGUGGAAACUGGCGAGUAAGUAGGGGCAGUUCUAGACACUGGUUAUUGCAACUUUUCAAGUCUAGCAGGACCAAUUGCAUUCCAUACUUUUAUCUUAAUUUGGGAAACUGGAAGGUUUUUAAAAAGAAAAUGGAACAUUUGAGAAAGGGAGUAAAAUUAGAAGGAGAAAAAUUCAGAGGAGAAAGAGAAAAUUGCAGCUUCACUUUAAAAGCUAGACUAUUAAUGAAAGAUUCUAUUCGGAAAUAGCGUUAGGUUCACAUCUAAAGAGAUGAAGAUUGGAAUGCAAUUUACCCUUUCAAGCUGCUUGAGUUUAAACAAAUACUAGUUAUAGUACUUAAGAAGAAUGAAAGCAAACUCUUGAAUAAUUAUUCAUUGCCAUGUCUACUGCAGGUUGGUGAAUUAUUCCAUCACAAAUAAUAAAGAUAUCCACUGCAUGUGCAAUAAAAAAGGUCCGAAGUGUAUGAUAAUCAAGGACAUUCUGAUUAAACAUUACUGCAUCAAUGUAAAGCUGUGGAUGAGACCAGAAAGCCAACAACUGUAAUACAACAAUGCACUUAUACAGCAUCUUUAAUGUAGGAAACAUACCAAGCCACUUCGUGGAAGCAUAACCAGACCAAUAUCUGUGACUAGAGCAGGCAACCAAUCCCAUCGUGAGAUCAUUUAUUCAAGCGAAGGUUUUUGACCUCCAUGGACAUGACUGGGAGUGUGGGGGAGGAAACUGAACUGAAGAUUCACCUAUUGCAACCCAAACAGAAUUUAAAGAUCUAAUCCAAAUAGGAUGGAGCCCCAAAUUAUAUGUAAUCAGUUUGUACAAUAUACAAAUUGGACAUUCCUCCAAGCCAGAAAUUUGAGCAGACAAUUAUUGAGCAGACAGGUUGAAAUAUACUAUUGUAGGCCCUCUACCAUCAAUAGCAACAAGAACAACUAGGCGAGUGUGGGUAAAGGGUAGUGGGGCUUUGCCUUCUGUCAAAUUUGUCAGGAAUGCCCCAGAGAUGUUACUAAAAUUGAAGUAAAUAGCUCUUUUUUUAAAGUAAAAUUGUUUAAGAAAAAUGGUAAUUAAAAUGGGUUAAAACACUUUGAAAUAGUUAAAUAUUAAAGUAAAACAGUACUGGAAAGUGGUGCAGAAAUAAAAGAUCAACCACCAAAUUGAAGGGGGGAGCUGGGUUGAGGGGACUGGUUCACCAUUCUGUAAGACCAUUGUUGAUUUUUUUUACUCUCAGCACCACUUUCCUGCUCUAAAACCUCAGCAAAGCUCUCAUUUCUUUCAACAGUGGCAGUCUGAGACUGACAGAUGACACUGCAUUCAUAGAGUCAUACAGAGGUGCAACAGUGCUCGUUAUCCCACCAAUUUCGUGCUAUCACCACCAUUUCUACUAAUCCUACAUUAACCCUAUUUUCUCCCCACAUUCUCAUCAACUCCCCCCAGAUUCCACCGCUUACCUACACACGGUGUAGGUUGCUUGCUUGUUGUGUUAAAACCGGUAUACUAAUACACCUGCACACAUCAACUGAACACUUCAUGCACCGCAUACACUUACAGCCAAGGCAAUCACUUCAUUCAGAAACAUUGAAACAUACUCAAGGACAUUUUUUUUUAUUUCAGGAGAAAACGGCUAGCAAAAUGGGGUUGAAAUAAUUAUUUCUUUCAACAGUGGCAGUCUGAGACUGACAGAUGACACUGCAUUCAUAGAGUCAUACAGAGGUGCAACAGUGCUCGUUAUCCUACCAAUUUAGUGCUGACCAUUGUGUUAUGUUCUUAUUAUGUUCUUAUUCAAAUACUUGAAAACAUUAUUUACUUUCCCCUUUACCUCCUAAUCCAAAACACUGUAAUUCCCAUUAAAAUCAAUGGGGUCUCAGAUCCUCUGCUGAAUCUCAAUUGACGCAGUAUCUGGGUGUCACUUCCUUCGUUUACCUCUAGGGAAUCAGAGCAAGUCUUGGUAUUUGAUUCCACAUGAAUGACAGCGGUGCAGCUCGUAGAGCCACUGUCUCACAGCACCAAAGACCCAAGUUUAAUCCUGACCUUGGGUGCUGUCUGAGUGGAGUUUGCACCUUCUCUGUGUCACUGCGUGGAUUUCCUCUGGGUGCUCCAGUUUCCUCCAACAUUCCAAAUGUAUACAGUUGGUGGGUUAAUUGGCCACUGUAAAUUACCCCCUAGUGUGUAGGUAAGCGGUGGAAUCUGGGGGGAGUUGAUGAGAAUGUGGGGAGAAUAAAAAUGGGGUUAACGUAGGAUUAGUAGAAAUGGUGGUGAUGGUCAGCACGAAAUUGGUGGGAUAACGAGCACUGUUGCACCUCUGUAUGACUCUAUGAAUGCAGUGUCAUCUGUCAGUCUCAGACUGCCACUGUUGAAAGAAAUGAGAGCUUUGCUGAGGUUUCAACAGCCAAAUACCAGAGGCUGAAUUUCAACUGCUUCAAGCCAGCAAGUCCCCAAAAUUUUGAAUUCAGCUGAUCCUGCACUGUAGUGUUUGACCACAUCAAAGAGUAGAAAGUAUCCAAAGAGAGCAGAAAAACAAGGAAGUUCAGAAGAUUGCAAAGAAAAUGGGGUGUGUGGCAGUGGAAAAAAAUGGCAGUUCUAAUAGUGCCACUACACACAACAAAUGGAUUAAACUCUUCUCGUUUAAACUCCUUUGGUUUGAUCCGUGAAUUCCAGUGGAUCUGAGCAAGUUUGUUGCUCACACCAUUUCAACAUGCUGCCACACCUCACCAUUCUCAAGAAUCUCAUGAGUUAGUAUGUGAUCUAAUUUUUGGCUGAAUAGGCACAACAGCUAAAAGAAUUGUCUUUAGAUUUUAUGUUCAACUGGGAGAUUAUCUCAUAUUAACAGGUGGAUGUGAAGGGCCAGAUGAGAAUUCUGACAGUGUUAUAAACUGAAGGAUGCAACUCAGAAGGAACUAGCACGGAGUAUUUAAACAAUGGACAAUCCAGUGGAAUUAAAUGAUAUUCUAGCCCUUUAAGGAGUGAACCAUGCCCUGCAGUUUAAUGUCAUUAACGAAAUGUAUGUCUAAAUGUGAAAUUCACAAACUCACUGAAGUUAUAGAACAGAGCAAGAGAAACCCAUAGGAUAUUGUCCUAAAAUAUUUUCCACUGUAUCUAUUCCAGAUAGGUUUUCAGAUCACAUCUAUCACACAAAGCCACAUAAUAUUUCAGUGAUGCAUUAUCUAAUAUGAAAAUUUCUGUAUAAUGUCCAUAUAAUGCCAUACCUUUGCUUUAAAGAUGAUGAGUACAAUUGUGGCAAGAUGAAGCAGAAUUAGUGAUUCCCCUGUUGCAUUAGCUAUGAAAUGGCUGAAUAUGUUAACAAAAUGGCCAAAUGUGUUAAUAAGAUGGCUGACUUAAGUUUCAUUUUAGGCUCUGGUUACACAGGUAGGCCUGUCUGAGAAAACUUACUGGAAAUCAUGUGGUGGUUUCCAGUAACUCGCAUAUCGGUGGUCUUACCUUAUUUGGAGUUGGUAUUCACUUGUAGCGGAGAUAAGGGAGACCCUGAACAGUAUAAUAGUAAGGUAUUUUCAAGGGAUUUCUGGACUUUCUCAAUGGGCUGGAUCACGACCGGUGCCUGGUGACCUUGAUACCCCUUCGUGUCUCAUCAAAGUGUUAGAGCUCCCCGGUGGCUAAAGACUGAGUGGUUCAGAAUACACAAGCAGCGCUGCUUAUUGUUGAUAGCUGAUAAGUAUUACUAUGAAUUGCGUGCACUUUGAGCUUGAUAUAUUAGUGGAAAAUCAAAUAAAGAAGUCUGAGUUUUGUUCUUUUAGUUGAGUUAAAUUAGAUUUGUAACUGCAGUUAAGAAUUAAAUUAGAUCUGUUGUUAAGAAUUAAAUAAAAUUACUUGAGUUACUAAUUUCUUUGUUCUUUUAGUUAAGAGUUAAAUAAAGUUAUGUAGCGGUUGCUACCGCGAAA